Manihot esculenta (cassava) is the source of this 2197-nucleotide messenger RNA. Its product is annotated as CBL-interacting serine/threonine-protein kinase 23. The record is from RefSeq and is a predicted model, not a curated record. Gene Ontology annotation, biological process: protein phosphorylation; signal transduction. NCBI's taxonomy places the organism in Eukaryota, Viridiplantae, Streptophyta, Magnoliopsida, Malpighiales, Euphorbiaceae. The transcript is spliced from 15 exons. Gene Ontology annotation, molecular function: protein kinase activity; ATP binding. Bases 604 to 1995 code for a protein of 463 amino acids.
CUAAAUCAAGCCUCCCUGGCGUAAGCCCCGCCAGGCCCGCCUCCCAUCCCAUCACCGACCACCACAAUAACUCUCCCCCUACCCUAUAUAUUAAGCUCUAAGAUUCUUUCCUCUUGUUCUCUUUGCUUGCUGCCUUGAAAAGCUGUGUGUCUCGUUUACGUGGAAAUAGAUCAAAGGAGGAAGAUUUCUUUUCUUCAUAUUAUUUAUUUAUUAUUUUUCAAUUUCACGUGCGUUGGUUAUUUGUCCGACUUUAUGGGUCAUUGUCUGAUUGAGCCGUCGAUUUUUGCUUCCCUUUAUUUUUCGACACAUUUCCCUUCCUUUUUUUUUUGUGUGUUUAUUUUCGUUUGUGUGAAGCUUGAUCCUCGUAGAGGACUUUAGGGUUUUACUUUCUAUAAUUAGUUUUUGUUUUUCGCUUUAAUUCGAAGAUGAGGGUGGAAAAGUCUCAAGUGUGGCAACCCUGCAAGAAGAAGAGGUCUUGAUGGGCAAUCUCUAGGGAUACCAGAUAGACCGAGGAUUUGCUUUUUGCAAUUUUAUAAUUUUCAAUCGGAGGGAAUUCCAUUUAGAGUGCAGAAGAUUUGGAAUCCUAUACGGAGAGAGAUAGAGAUGAAGUCUCGUGGGAGUGCUGCGACUGGCAAUAGGACGCGCGUAGGGAAGUACGAGCUGGGAAGGACGCUCGGAGAAGGGACAUUCGCCAAGGUGAAAUUUGCUACAAAUACAGAGACAGGAGAGAAUGUUGCGAUUAAGAUUCUUGAUAAAGAGAAUGUUCUCAAGCAUAAAAUGAUCGUUCAGAUUAAGCAUGAAAUUUCAACAAUGCAACUAAUUAGACACCCAAAUGUGAUCCGCAUGUAUGAGGUGAUGGCAUGCAAGACAAAAAUAUACAUUGUUUUGGAAUUUGUUACUGGUGGUGAACUUUUUGACAAAAUUGCAAGUAGAGGGAGGUUGAAAGAGGAUGAAGCGAGAAAAUAUUUUCAGCAGCUUAUCAAUGCCGUAGACUACUGUCAUAGCAGAGGCGUGUACCAUAGAGACCUAAAGCCUGAAAAUCUGCUUCUGGAUGCUAGCGGAGUUCUUAAAGUUUCAGAUUUUGGAUUAAGUGCUCUCCCUCAACAAGUUCGAGAAGAUGGGUUACUUCACACAACAUGUGGAACACCGAAUUAUGUUGCUCCUGAGGUCAUCAGUAAUAAAGGUUAUGAUGGAGCUAAGGCAGAUUUAUGGUCAUGUGGUGUGAUUCUUUUUGUCUUAAUGGCUGGUUACUUGCCUUUUGAAGAAUCCAGCCUUAUGGCUCUCUAUAAAAAGAUAUUUAAGGCGGAAUUCACGUGUCCUCCAUGGUUCUCCUCAAGCGCAAAGAAACUCAUCAAAAGAAUUCUGGAUCCUAAUCCUUUGACACGCAUUACUUUUGCUGAGGUUAUUGCAAACGAGUGGUUUAAGAAAGGAUAUAAGCCGCCUAUUUUUGAACAAUCUGAAGUUAUUCUUGAUAAUGUGAGCUCUAUCUUCAAUGAUACAGGGGAUUGUCAUAACCUUGUUGUGGAGAGGCAAGAAGCUCCAAUAGGGCCUGUGGCACCUAUAACUAUGAAUGCUUUUGAACUUAUCUCUACAUCUCAGGGUCUCAACCUUGGUAGUCUUUUUGAGAAAAAAAUGGGACUUGUGAAGCGGGAAACUAGAUUUACAUCCAAACAUUCAGCUAAUGAGAUAGUAUCAAAAAUUGAAGAAGCUGCAAUGCCUCUGGGUUUUGAAGUCAAGAAAAAUAAUUUCAAGAUGAAGCUUCAAGGAGAGAAGACUGGGCGGAAGGGUCAGUUAUCUGUUGCAACAGAAAUCUUUGAGGUGGCUCCCUCUCUUCAUAUGGUUGAGGUUCGUAAAUCUUGUGGAGACACCCUAGAAUUUCACAAGUUCUACAAGAACCUGUCUGUUGGACUAAAAGAUGUUGUUUGGAAAACAAUUGAUGAAGAAAAGGAAGAAGAAAAGGUGAAUAGUAAUGGUGCUACUGUGGUGCCAGCAUGACACGUGGGCUUCUAUUAAUGGUUUGUGUUGUAUAGAGCCGUAGAGUGGUUUUUUUUAACCAAAAAAGGUGGUUAUCUAGUUUGCAGUGUUGAUACUUUAUAUGAAUUGUCCCGAAAAAUUAUGAUUUGAACUUAGUCGUGUAUACCUGCGCUCGACUUUUGUUAUAAUUAAAUAUUAUCAGAAGAUAUUCUGAUUUGAGAUA